Daphnia pulicaria is the source of this 877-nucleotide messenger RNA. Its product is annotated as UPF0389 protein GA21628-like. The record is from RefSeq and is a predicted model, not a curated record. The transcript is spliced from 4 exons. Lineage: Eukaryota; Metazoa; Arthropoda; Branchiopoda; Diplostraca; Daphniidae. The coding region runs from base 142 to 537 and encodes 131 amino acids.
GACCCUCUGACCAGUCAACCGCGGUAUAAAAAGCCGGAGCGCUUGGCUUUUUCAAAUCAAACAAUUCCUCACCAGCGCAACUAACAGUUUAUACGUGCCAUCUCCCAUCUAGAUUCUCAGCAGAAUAUAAGAAUAAUAAUAAUGGCGUCCAAUAAAAUGAUGAAAAGUAUUGUUGCCAAGCGUCUGAUGUCGUCAGCAUCUGGCAGCGAAUCUUCCAGAUACAUUUCACCGGUCUCAGCUCUAAGUCAAAUCAGUCACAAAGUCAGUCCGUUCGAGCAGCGAUUGCUGGUGUGGAGCGGGCAAUUCAAAAAGAUCACAGAUGUUCCAUCUCUCGUCUCACGCGACACGAUGGAAAGGGCCCGCAAUCACUACCGGAUUCGUGUCAAUCUAAUCAUCGCCGGAAUCGCCGUGGUGGGCUCGUUCGCCAUGGUCAUCAGCGGCAAGAAUGCCGCCCAUCGCGGUGAAAACAUCAACGACUACAACGCCGAAUGGCACCGACGAUACAACGAGGCUCAUAAGUUCGACCCCACCCAUUAAAUUGAUAUUAUUAUUAACGCGGUUAAUAACGCGGAAAAAUUUUUUAUAAACAAGCGGAAAUUGUAAAAAAGAGGACGUUGACAAUGAAUUGACUGUUAGAUGUCGUGACUGGUGAUAGUGUAUCGCUAUAUAGCCCCCCCCCCCCAUUCCAGCCUAGAAUUUUAGCCGCUCAAAUUUGUUCUUCAUUUGCUUCUGCCAAUUAUUUUUUAAAUAGUGAUUAAUCAACGAUCUGUGUUGUGGUAUUAUUUCGUAGACUAGAGAGUCCUCUCAUUUGACUCUUUAAAUUUUUUGUUCCAAGGAAAGAUUUCGUAUUAUCUGAAAUAAACAGUUGAAAGUUCAA